UUAUUUUUAAUAAAAGCUGAAGAACCAGGCCAACUGCUGCUAGUCUGAGAUCGAUGUUCUAUUCUCAUAUAAACUUCGUAACUUAUGCCAAGAUCUGGAUUUGAUUUGGCAUGACCAUGAAAAAGCACUGAAUUUUAAAUUUCUCCUAUGACGAAAGUAAAAAAUACGUGUACUGGGUGUUUAAAGUUAGGGAUAGGAUUAGGGUUAGCAUUUUUGUUACGUUUUAAUGGGUGGUGUACGUAUUCUUUACCUCCUAUUCUUUUAUUACAGUAGAUAAUCUAUUUGUUGAUUGUGUCCACUCAAAGCCGUCUAUUGUUUUAUCAUCUGCUACAUAUCUUUAUUUGCUGUUUAUUUUGUCAAAAGGAUUCACCUUAAUAGUUAUGUACACUUUAAGCUCCUGAGAAUAAAUAGUUAUCUACAACAUCAUGAAACACAAAUAUCCGACUAAGACAGGUGACUCAUGACACCGCUAUUAUACAAGAUAGAUUUGACUACACAGACUCAGCAAAUUGCAAAAGAACUGGGGAAAAAAAUAAAAUUUAAAAACGUAUUUGUGAACGUGUGGCUGCAAUAUUUCUUUAAAAGAUAUAUAUGUAUUAUUACGAAAGUUACAAGAGGAAAAGUGUAUUGGAUUGGUGACCGAAGUAUAGUUAUGUUUAUGUUUGACCUGUUAUGCAUGUCGUAACAGUCGUGAACACAACCUAAUUUCAUUAAUAGGUCUGCUCACUCCGGUAUGACCUUGGACUAAACAACGACUUCUCCCACAAGUACAACGUUAUGGUCCAAUAUUUUGUUGUUUAAUAUUUUCCUAAUAUCUGAAAGCAGAUGAGUCGAAGUCUUGUAUAUGUAGACCUUACACAAGGUUGUAUAAUAUAAAAAAUAUCAGAUGUCAAUGGUAUAAAAAUGUUUUUACUCCAGAUACAUUAUGAAUAUUGAUCAUCUUUUGAACACAAGAGGAAGAUGUUAUAAAUGAUAAAUAUAACUCUGUUUAUAUAAUAUAUUUUUGGUGAAUAGCUGAAAUACUUCUUCUGAAUUAAUAGCAACAUUUGUUUUCCUCAUUACUUUGAGUAUUUGCAAAAGCUCCUGUUUGGACUUGGAAAAAAUCUGCAAUGGUGUUUGUAAUCAUCUUCAAAUAUUGACGAAUAUCGGACUUGCAGAAGUAUUUGAAAAAAAUGUAGAAAUAUGUAAAAAGAGAAAACAAGAAAUACAUAAUUUGUAGUAUAAGUAGAAAGAUAUAUUUUUUCAACACGUUUGUAGGUAUAGAACAGCAUAUAUAGGAUAAAAUCUCAUGGCUGGUUGCUGAUAGAUUUUUCUGCCCUGUAGGAUUUUAUCAGUGCUUAUGCAUUGAAAAAAAAAAAAAAAAAACUUUUCUACUUGCACUACAAUACAUUUCAGUGCUUCAAAAAUAAACUUAGGUUUGUUUACAUAUCAUAUAAUUUGUGGUUGUAUAAGAAAUAUAGAACAAUGACUUGUGUGAGAAAUGUAAAGGAUGGCUUAUGUCCUGAAGAGAAGAAAAAAGAAAGAAAAAAACUGUCAUACCCUUGUAAUAUCUGUAAAACAUCAUACCAUAAUCGGGCAAAUCUCAAUGUUCACAAACAUAUUCAAACAAGUGAAAAGCCAUAUCACUGUUGCUUCUGUGGUAAAUCAUUUCAUCAACAAAAUGCCUUAACUAUUCACAUACGUACUCAUACAGGGGAAAAACCAUAUCGCUGUGAUAUCUGUGGUAAAUCAUUCUCUCAGAAAAAUAACUUACUUGUUCACAAGCGUAUUCACAAGGCAGAAAAACCCUAUCCCUGUAAUAUCUGUAGCAAAUCAUUCUCUAGCGUACGUAACCUAACAACUCACAACUAUAUUCAUACAGGAGAGAAACCAUAUCAUUGUGAUAUCUGUGGUCAGGCAUUCUCUCAGCAAGGAGCCAUGAAUACUCACAAACGUAUUCAUACAGGAGAGAAGCCACAUUGCUGUGAUAUCUGUGGUAAAUCAUUCACUCAGAAAGCUGUCAUGAUUACUCACAAACGUAUUCAUACAGGUGAGAAGCCAUAUUACUGUGAAAUCUGUGGAAAAUCUUUCUCUGUAGGAAGUAGUUUAACUAAUCACAAACGUAUUCAUACACAAGAGAAGCCAUAUUGUUGUGAUAUCUGUGGUAAAUCAUUCUCGCAGAAAACUAACUUAUUUCUUCACAGACGCGUUCACACAGGAGAGAAACCUUAUCACUGUGAUGUUUGUGGUAUGUCAUUCUCUCAGUCAUGUAACCUAACUACACACAAGUCCGUUCAUACAGGAGAGAAGCCAUAUCCCUGUGAUAUCUGUGGUAAAGCAUUCGCUCGGAGAGAAUACUUAAUCAAACACAGAUAUAAUCAUACAGAAUAAGUUUCAUAUAUGUGCAAAAUCAUUCUCUCAAUAAUGUACCGUAACUGAACAUAUAUUUAUUCAUAUUGAUUGAUAAUAUUAUUUGAUAACAUAAGUGUCCUGCUGUAUAAAGUACAGCAACUGUAUUACAUUGUAUUGAACAAAUGAAAUAUUUACCACGUUUCUCAUUUGCCCUACUCAAUAAUUAUGUGUGUUUUUCAUUCAAAUAGUUUUGAUGAACUUAAUUUGUUUUGUUUUCUUGUGGAUAUGUCAUUAUGACUUCCCAGUUUCCAUUCCUGGUCAGUUUUCUGCUGGAUGGACAAGCCUAGGAAUCCCAGCAGCUGCAGCCUUCAUGCUACUGCCCCACACCUCCAGGAAUAAGCCUCCAGCUUAAUUCUGGAAGUGAUGACAAAAGCCAAAUGCCCCCCCACUACCUAUGGUCCAAAUAUGUAUCUUGUGUAACCCAUGCAAUGGAUGAUAUAGCAUCCUUACAUUUCUCUAAAUUCCUGAAAUUGGAUCUCAUCAAAUUUCAUGAAUAAAUUUAAUAAAUUAAAAGAGAAAUAAAGUUGUUUUAACCUUU
Messenger RNA from Octopus bimaculoides (California two-spot octopus), 2929 nucleotides. RefSeq lists its product as uncharacterized. NCBI's taxonomy places the organism in Eukaryota, Metazoa, Mollusca, Cephalopoda, Octopoda, Octopodidae. The record is from RefSeq and is a predicted model, not a curated record. Gene Ontology annotation, biological process: embryo development; regulation of transcription by RNA polymerase II. Gene Ontology annotation, cellular component: nucleus. Gene Ontology annotation, molecular function: RNA polymerase II transcription regulatory region sequence-specific DNA binding; DNA-binding transcription factor activity, RNA polymerase II-specific.